AUGCAUUUAUCCUCCUCACAAACCUAUUUUCCAUCCAACGGCUGCGAUUCUCUCACCACCAACCAAUGGGAUAUAUUAUCCCAAUUUCCACAUAAUUGGUGACACUAAAGAAAGCAGAGCUAGCUAGCUGAGAUACAUAUAUCAUAUAUGGCAUCUUUGAACUUGUUCUUUUCUCCGGCGGCCGCCAAACAAAGGAGAGUGUACACGGCGGCUACCGCCGCCAAAAGCUCCGGCGGAAGCAGCGAGGAGAAGGGGCUGCUGGACUGGAUCCUUGGAGGACUACAGAAGGAAGACCAGCUGCUUGAGACUGACCCAAUCUUGAAAAAGGUCGAGGGGAAAAGCAGCGCCACCACCGUCGCGGUGGGCCGCCGGAAGUCGCCGGUGGCUGCUCCUCCGCCCAAGAGUAAUACCAAUGGCGGCGGCUUCGGCGGCUUCGGUGGUCUCUUUGCAAAGAAAGAUUAAUGAUUAAUUAGUCUUGUGUUUAUUCCAUAUAUAUAGACUUUAAUUUGUUUAAUCGUCCAUACAUGCAAUUCAUAUCAUCUUUGAUUUGAUUUACAGAAAAGUCUGCAGUCAAUUAUAUUGUUCAUUUCUUCUACAUGAAUAUUUUUAUAGAGCACUGUUAUUUUCUAUUUGAGAUGGUGAAA
Messenger RNA from Ipomoea triloba (trilobed morning glory), 644 nucleotides. RefSeq lists its product as uncharacterized. Lineage: Eukaryota; Viridiplantae; Streptophyta; Magnoliopsida; Solanales; Convolvulaceae. Gene Ontology annotation, cellular component: chloroplast. The transcript has a single exon. The record is from RefSeq and is a predicted model, not a curated record. The coding region runs from base 148 to 462 and encodes 104 amino acids.